Molecule: messenger RNA, 1823 nt
Organism: Astyanax mexicanus (Mexican tetra)
Lineage: Eukaryota; Metazoa; Chordata; Actinopteri; Characiformes; Acestrorhamphidae
Product: V-set and immunoglobulin domain-containing protein 1-like
Exons: 7
Coding region: 82-960 (292 amino acids)
Biological process (GO): epithelial cell morphogenesis; maintenance of gastrointestinal epithelium
Cellular component (GO): plasma membrane
Source: RefSeq, a predicted model, not a curated record
UUCCUGUUUGAGUACACAGCAUUGCAUUAGCGGCUUGAGCGCAGUAGCUGUUCUGUAACUGCUGUGAAUAUAUUUAAAAACAUGUCGCCGUUCAAGACCAUCAUCAUUUUGUUCAGUGUUAUAGGUUGCACUGUGUCCAUCUGGGUAACGGUUCCUCGAAAGGUUGUCAAUGUGACCAUCGGUCAGACUGCAAAUCUUCAGUGCACUUUCACCACCGAUGUGCCGAUGACCAAUCUCCUGGUCCAGUGGAAUCUCUACCCUAAGGUUUCCAUGAAUCCAGAAGAGGUGUUCUACUACCAGUCUGGAGAGCAGCAAAUAGGCAAGCAGUUCGAGAACAGAGUAAAGGUCCUUACUGCCAUUAACGCCACCAAGAACGCCUCUAUCUCCAUCUCCAACAUGCAGAGUGCAGAUGCUGGAACCUACACAUGUGACGUCCGCAACUUCCCUGACAUUUCAGGCCAGGCUGAAGCCAGCGUGGUGGUCAAUGUACUUGAGAAACCAUCCUACCCAGUCUGUGCUAUCCAUGGAGACAUAGCAACCGGUCACCUGGUCACUCUCACUUGCCAUUCCUCUAAAGGCAGCCCAGCUCCCAGCUACACCUGGAGCUGGAUUGAUCAGGGGGUGAAAAGGAACGCGCUGGGCUACACAAAUCCGAGCACCGGUACCCUGUACAUCAGAAACAUCUCUCAGUUUGAGUUUGGAACAUAUCAGUGCAAUGCCUCCAAUGCUGUCGGUUACUCCAUCUGCACUGUGGAGCUGAGCUCAGAGAUGAACACCGGAGCGAUAGUGGGUGCUGUGAUCGGAGCGCUGCUGGCUGUCCUAUUCAUUGUGCUGCUCGUGUGGUUCAUCACUCAUAAGAUGAAGAAGGAGAAGUACGCCAAGGCUAACAUGGCGCAGAACUAUGCAGCUGUUCCUCCACAGCAAGCUGCUGCCCAAGAAAUGAAAGACAUGCAGGCCUGAGAAACAUGAAGUCCUAAUUCAUCACGCCAACCAACUAUAUACAACAUAUAAGACAUAUGACUAAUCUUUUACUGAUUGCACAAUUUCUUCAUUCAUGUUGUGUUGAUAUCAAAAUGUCAGUUUUAGGUUUUUUAUUUGGUCUUUUUUAUAUAUAUUUUGUUCAAACUCUUGAAUCUUGAAUGAAAUGGCCAAGAAUAGUUGCUGAAUAUGAUACACUGAUUUAGUUCUUUUUUUUUUUUGUAUACGAUUUCAAUUUACCAGAAAUGUAACGCUACAAAUGUGUAGUAUCAAAUUGUAUUGUUGUCCUGUUAAGCUUGAGGCUAAUAUAUUAAAUAGCUUGUGACUAGAAUGUUUUGAAUCUGAAUCUGAAUAUUUCAUACUGUUAACUGCUGUAAUAAACCAACAAUUAAAACAUUAAACCACUUUCUUCAGGCACUGUUUUGAAAAUGUCAUCUCACUAUAUGAUUUGAAUUGUUACAACCCUACAUGUAGAUUCUAUAGUUAUGCUCCUCUCAAGCCGGGCUACCUCACUGUUGGUUUCGUCUACAACCAAACCCCAUUAAGACAAUCAACGACUUGUGAAGGCAGUAAUUAGCUGGAUUAGGUGGAGUGGAUUAGGGUUGGAUCCAAGUCUGCGAGAGCAGGUUUAAGACCACUGCUGUAAAAUCCUUAUGAAUUUGACACAAAGAUGUGUGUAGUAAUGUUCUGUGCAGUGAAAAUUAAUGCCAUUUUCAUGUCAUCAUGUCAUUUUCCUAACAUUUUUAUAUUUUGGCAGUGAUGGUACUUGAUCUUUUAUAUUGUUGCAUCUCAUACUGUUGGAUUCUUUUUGAUUUAAUAAUAAAGAACACAUCCUAAACCUAGAA